Aspergillus ochraceoroseus IBT 24754 is the source of this 837-nucleotide messenger RNA. RefSeq lists its product as uncharacterized. The record is from RefSeq and is a predicted model, not a curated record. The transcript has a single exon. NCBI's taxonomy places the organism in Eukaryota, Fungi, Ascomycota, Eurotiomycetes, Eurotiales, Aspergillaceae. Bases 124 to 837 code for a protein of 237 amino acids.
GGUUACACAAAUUCAUUUGUACUUUACAAUCUUGACGAGUUCUUGAAUUGUGAUAUCGUAAAUCAAUAAGGUCCUUUAGUCAAUCUUUGCAGGAAUACAAAGGAGGAAGAUAUUUACUAGCUUAUGUUCCAGCUUGGUGUACUAGCUUUCCAGAAUAGCAUUGACAUGACGGCUCUACGAGUCAUUGUGUCAUUCUUCCUCAUCAAAGACAUAAAGAGCUUAAUAUACCCUGAGUAUUCGUUCUUCGCCCAUUUUAGGGCAGAUGAAAAACCUACAAUGCACACUUUACUUCCAAUUAUUAAAGGGUCAUAUCUGCCACAUAACCCUUCUAGUAUUUCAAAGAAAAAGAGGCGGUUAUUUGUUGACGAAAAUUUGAGAUCGGAAUACAAUGCAGAUUGUGAGAAAGAUGGUUUAGAGCUUGUUAGGAUAUUAAUCAGUCAGUGGCCAUGUGCAGAACCGUCUGUCGAAGGGUUUGAGACAACAUGCCUGGAUACCGCGCAGGCUUUGAAAGCCCUUCUUCCCGAAUGGCAGCGUAUGUAUCAGAAUAUGCAAUUAUGCGAUCAUGUUAGAAAGGUCCAAAAUAUCUUGAACUACUACUUCAAGGGAAAAAAUGAUGUGCUAGAGUCACCUAUGCUUGCUGAUUGCCGCCCAGUGGACCUUUUGGGACCACGAGUGAGAAGUUAUUAUUCCCACCCACGACUCGGAGAAGAGCUGGUGGGAAAGAAAGCACUCAAUUUAGCCGACAUUAUAGAAUUAACAGCAGAUAAUGAAAACCAUGAGAACCAGCCAAGGGAGGAGAAAAAUUUAGGGAGGGAUCCCAUUACACCUGAUACAUAA